Corylus avellana is the source of this 1747-nucleotide messenger RNA. RefSeq lists its product as uncharacterized. Lineage: Eukaryota; Viridiplantae; Streptophyta; Magnoliopsida; Fagales; Betulaceae. The record is from RefSeq and is a predicted model, not a curated record.
UCCUCCCAACACACCGUACAAAGGAUUUUUUUAUUUCUUCUCUCCCUUUCUCGGCUUCUCCCUCUCAUUCCCUCUCAAACGCUCUCUCUCUCUCUCAGACGCUCCAACUCCAAGCCUCCAUCUCUCCCUCUCUGAGCACUCUCCAUCUCGGGUUUGGGUCCGGCGGGGUUCUUCAACUUCAUCGAAAUCAAGCUUUGCAGAGGUUGGCACAAGGGAAUACCAGCAACCUGCAAAAGGAUCUCUCUUCCUCUAGAACUGUCCAGAAACCUCCCAAGGUGCCCGUAAGUAAGCCUACAGUUAGUGUAAAGACUGGCAAGAUGUCGAGGUACGAUGAUCUCAAUGGGGUUUCUAUCCUGAGAUGCCGCCCCUUAGAAUGGACCGAUAAAGAACUGGAGAAGAUCCGGAUAUAUAAUGUCAAUCAAGUAGACACUGAUGAGAUUGUUCUUCUUGGAAACAGCCUAAUCAAAGAUAUUGAGGAAAGUAAGAUUAAAUCCUCAACCGUCAACAUAAUCCUCAGUCUGGCCGUCUCUCUGAUUGAUCCAUUUUCAGAAGGGUCCAAAUUCUUAUUGAUUCCACCGUCUGAGCAUCAGGGGGUUAAGAUAUCAUAUAAGCAACCUAUCACCACAAAAGGAGACGCUGAGGAAGCAGAAUUGGCGAACUUAGCAAAGCAGGCUAAGAACAAUAAAAAGGAAUCAACCACCGCAAAACUGCAAAAACAGGUUGAUAAGAUUAACUUUAAGGAGUCCAAUGAUGAUUUUGAGGAGUCAGAAGAAGAAGAGGAGGAGGUUCAACAAGGAAGUGCCUCUGUGUACACUUUCUUGGCUGCUUAUCUAUUGCGUCUGCAGUCAAAGCUCCCUGACGGUUUCGUCUCCUCAUUAGAUCAAUGUAAGAACAGGUAUGCAGGUUGGUACAAACACGGAAGGGAGAUCAUGAACAGAGUAACUGUUUCUGCGGAGGUUGCUGAGAAGAUCAAAAACGCGCUUGGAAGAAGACCUGAGAUCAUCCAUACUUGGGUGAUGUGGAUAGCUGUCAAUGAGAAUCGCCCAUCGGAGAGCAAGCUGAGUGUUCAACAGAGAGGAUUGGUUGAAUAUCUUGCUGGUCAAAUUUUCUCAUAUACAGGAAUGCAUGCUUACACUCUCACCAUGGCCAUUCAGGAAACUACAAAAUGUGAGUUGGAGCUUCUUCUGAGAGAGUUGAAUUGUCCCCUAACAAGAUCAGCUGUAGUAGGUAUACGCAAUAUCGUGAAGAAUCAUGAGCUCAAGGAAGGACAUUCGACCCAAACGACAUACUUUAGAUAUGCCAGAGUUUGGGAUCCUGGUUAUUUUUACGAAGUUGAGACUAAAUCUUGUAUAGCACUAGUUUAUCUGGUUGCAAAAACAUUUAAAGAGAUUGGGACUACCUCAGAAGUUGCUGAUCCAACAAAGAUCUAUGCCCUAACACGGCUUGGAGAGUGGAUGAAGGCCCACUUGGAUGUUGUCUCCAGCCGACUGGUUAAGAUGAUCUCCAGUAAGUUACUACACCAUUCGUGAAGUCUGGAGAUCAUCUAGCUGAUAUGUUUACAAAACCCUUGUGUCGGAAGAAGUUGGAGCUUAUUUGUCCCAAGCUGGACUUAUAUGAUAUAUAUGCUUUAACUUGAGGGGGAGUGUUAGAAAAGUGUAUUAGGGUUAAUAUGUUAUAUGGGUAUUUUGGUCUUUGCAGAGCAACAUGUUGCAAAUGUGGAUGAAGGCAUGCAAUCAGUUCUCCCUGA